This is a messenger RNA of Salarias fasciatus (jewelled blenny), 997 nucleotides long. Its product is annotated as retinol dehydrogenase 8. Gene Ontology annotation, molecular function: estradiol 17-beta-dehydrogenase [NAD(P)+] activity. Gene Ontology annotation, biological process: estrogen biosynthetic process. The record is from RefSeq and is a predicted model, not a curated record. Gene Ontology annotation, cellular component: cytoplasm; cytosol. Lineage: Eukaryota; Metazoa; Chordata; Actinopteri; Blenniiformes; Blenniidae. The transcript is spliced from 6 exons. The coding region runs from base 38 to 991 and encodes 317 amino acids.
GUUGGGAGAUCCAAAACGAACACCGUGAGCAGUCACAAUGAGCCAGAAGGUGGUUCUCAUCACCGGCUGCUCCUCUGGCAUCGGCCUGGCUUUGGCUGCCCGCAUCGCGAAAGACGAAAAGAAGAGGUUCAUGGUCUAUGCUACCAUGAGGAACCUGAGUAAGGGCGAGGCGUUGGUGGAGGCAGCCGGCCGGACGCUGGGCAGGACUUUAGAGAUCAAGCAGCUGGACGUGUGUGAUGAGAACUCCAUUAAAAACUGUGUGGACAGCCUGCCUGAGCGCAGGGUGGAUAUCCUCAUCAGCAACGCCGGCAUGGGCCUGAUCGGCCCCAUCGAGUGUCAGUCCAUCGACGAGAUGAAGACGGUCAUGGACACCAACUUCUUUGGCCUUGUGCGGCUGCUGAAGGAGAUCCUGCCAGACAUGAAGCGGAGGAAACGGGGCCACAUCGUGGUCAUCAGCAGCGUGAUGGGCAUCCAGGGCAUCUUGUUCAACGACGUCUACGCGGCGUCCAAGUUCGCGGUGGAAGGCUUUUGUGAAAGCCUGGCAGUUCAAGCCUUGAGGUUCAAUCUCAACAUCAGCCUGAUCGAGCCAGGUCCGGUGAUCACGGAGUUCGAGAGGAAGGUGUUCGACGAGGGGAUGAAGACAGAUCUCAGCAAAGCCGACAAAGUGACUGCAGACAUGUUCUCCAAUAUCUACCUGAAGAACUACAAGCAAAUCUUUGAAACCCUUGGGCAGACCGCUGAGGAUGUGGCCGAGCACACGCUCAAGAUCAUCACCACGGAGAACCCCCCGUUCCGCCACCAGACCAACACCCUGUACACCCCCAUGACCACGCUGAAAUAUGCCGACCCCAACGGCGACCUUCCCAUCGAAACAUUCUACAAGAUGGUCUUUGAGCACGACAAGGUUUUCAACGCCAGCUUGAACUUCCUCAAGCUACUGCGCUGGAGAAGUCGAAAGAGUUUCACCCUGGAAAAGGAAAAGGGCAACUAAAUCCAC